AUGCUUACAGUGCCCUUAUUUGGAAUACCUGACUAGUAGAAUUAUCUCGAAAUCAAGCAGACCUAACUGCCUGAAGAUGUCCAAAAACUGGCAUUUUUACUUCAAAGAGAAAGAGUUCCUAUUACUUACUGGGUUUAGAUUUCAUUGAUGUAUCACAGAUUAGGCAAAAACUAGUCCUUUGCAUACCUUCUGAAUGAGGCCGUAAAAGAUACUGACAAAAAAACUAAUCCUCAUCUGUUCGAUAGCAUUGAUGACAGACUCAAAGCUUUCAAUCAUCUAGCUAUUUUCUAUUUGCUAGCCUCUGAAUAUGAAGUAGAUUAAGAUACUGUCGAAAAGUUGUUCCAAAAAGGAAUGGUAAAUAUCAACAAUGCAGAUCAAAUUAAUUUAUCAGAACCAGAGACAUGGCUGACUAAGUGUAUUUUUCAAUUCUCAAUGGGAUAGAUGAAAAAUGCAAAGAUCUAGUAUCUGGAUCAUUUUGACGAAAAGAAAUUCUCGCACCCCCUAGUCAAUGUCUUGAAAUCGAUAAUUGAGUUUAACUAGGGAAAUUACAAAGAAUCCCUAAAAAUACUCAAGAACAUUUUGAGCAACAAUCCAAGAUCACCUAAUUACAUUAGAUAUGCUAUUGGAUUAUGCUACUUUAGAAUAGGCAAUAUUGAGAAAGCCAGAUUUGCAUUUUAAAGAGUCAUUGAACUAGAACCUGAUCAUGAAAUGGCGGUAAUCUCACUUGCUAUUUUAGAGAUUUCAACCUAGUAAGAUGUGCCCGAUGUGUAAAAUUAGAUUAGAAGACUAUUGGAGUUAGCUUUCAAAAUUAAUCACAAGAACCCAUUGACUCUAAGGUAUCUGGCCGAGCAUUACUUCCAAAAGAGAAGUUAUCAUAUUGCAUAACAGCUUUGUGAAAAUGCUUUGAAAUCUCUUGAGAGGUGUAGAAGAAAAGAAGCAACCAUCAAGGAAAAUCCAAACUUUAGAAAGGAACUCGAACAAUUAAAGAGUGAUAUCUACUUCAUAUUAGGAAAAAUAAAUCAUGUUUAGGAGAACUACCAGGAUGCCCUUGGCUUCUACUCUAAGGCAGUAAAGUGUAAUAAUUAUAAUUUCUCAGCGUAAUUCUGUCUUGGCAAAGUCCAUUAUAGCUUUAAUAACUUUUAAGAAGCUGAAAAUUGUCUUGAUACUGUGCUUUCCAACCCAAAGCAUAAGGAUUGCUAUGAAGCACUCAGAUUACUAGCACAAACAAAGUCAAGGUAAAAUAAGAUCAAUGAAGCUGUCGAGUUAUUUAAGCGAGUAUUAGAGCUAAAUCCUUAGGACUUUGAAGCUAACUUUGAAAUAGCUCAAAUGUUUGAAUAGACUGAACCAAAGCAUGCCUUGGUAUACUAUGAAGGCGGUUUGAAAAUAUUACAAAAUGAAAUAGACGAGAGACAGCAUUAAGAGUCUAGCUUGCAAGAUGAUCCGAAUAGAAAUGCAAGUGAUGAUAUAGUGCCACCAGAAAUACUUUUGAAUGUGGGAACUCUCAGACUUGAAGUGGGUAAAAUCCUCGAAGCAUUUGAGUCAUUUUCAGCUUCAAUCAAGAACUGCUAGAAAUUAAUUCAACUGAAACCAGAUGAUAACCGAUUUAAAGCGAUCUUAAUAACUGCUAAAUUCAACCUAGGGUAUUGGUUUGAAUUAUAAAAUAGGUUAGGAGAGGCUAGCGAAUAGUACAAGCAGAUAACUUCGUAAGAGCCAUCUUACGUAGAUGCUUAUCUGAGAUUGGCUUAUUUAGCUAGGAAUAGAGGAGAUAUGAAAAGAGCUCUUGAGUAUGUAGAAAUUGCUAAGUCAAAGUAAAUAAAGAAGCCUGAGGAAUUUUCAAGGCCAGUCAAUUAAUUCUGCUUGAAGGGCAAAUUCUAUUCAGACAUCUCUGAAAUCCAAAAGGCAUCUGACGAGUUUAAGUUUGUAAACGAAAAACUAAGCAGAGAUAGCUAUGCUAUCAUAGGAAUGGCUAAUCUUAAGUAUGAAAUUUCUACUAGAAUCAGAUAAGAUGUCAAGCAAUAAGAAAGUUACCUGAGAAAUGCAAUGGAUAAAUACAUAGCUGUUCUUGAAACAGAUGAGUCAAAUGCUUUUGCUGCUCUAGGAGUGGCUAAUGUAUUAGCUGAACAUGGAAAAACUAGCGAGUCGAUGGAGAUAUACAAAGCUGUUAAAGAAAAUUCACCUGCAAUUCCUCACCCAUUAAUAAACCAAGCUCAUCUCUGUGUUGAACAUAAAAAUUUGACUGGUGCAAUAAAUUUGUAUAAAAAGGCAUUAGAAAAAUUUUAGGGUGGUAGAGACCUUGAAGUUGAACUAUAUUUAUCAAAGGCAUACUAUAAAAUGAUGGACUUUGAGAAUUGCAAAAAGAUCCUUUACCAGUUGAUGCAAAGAUACCCUCAUGAUCUAAGACUCAAGUUUAAUCUGGGAUUAUGCUUAAUGGAUUAAGCAAGAGAAACUUUCAAUAAGCAUGUUAGAAAGGUUUCAGAGACGAAGGAAGCAAUAGCUCAGCUUCAUCAUUCACAUAAGUUGAUCUUGCAUAUCCUGAGAACAGGCUCCUCUUAGCAAGACUUAUUUUCUCAGCACCACUAUUCGAACAUGUCUUAGGACUAAUUACAGAUGGAGCGAAUCAACUUCCGUGAGAUGCACAGAGUGUGUGACGACAAGCUGAGUUUAAUCAAGGAAAUGAUUCAGAGUGGAGACAGCUAUCUUUCUCAUGAUGCUGAGUUUGAAAAAUAAAUAAUGGACUAGGAAAAUAACAAGCUGACAAAGAUUAAGGAGAUAUAAAGUGUUCAGGAGAAGUAAGAGUAGGACAAGUUAGAGAGAUAAAGAUAAAUCUAGGAGUAGGAAGAGUAAAUUGCUGAGAAGUACGCUGAAAGUGUCGCCUAGCUAGCUCUAAAAAACUUAAUAAAGGAGAAAAAGCCUAAGCACAAUGAAAGCUAAGGCGAUGACGGGGAUAAGGAGAUGAAGUUUGACAGUGAUGACGAUGGAAUCAUGCAAGAUUAUAUGUUCCAUUAGGAUGAGGAAGAAGAUAAAGUUUUCAACGAGGAUGAUGAAAGCAUCCACAAAAGAAGGGAAAAGAAGAAGAAGGACAAGAAGGAUAAAAAGGAUAAAAAGAAAAAGGAUAAAAAGGAUAAGAAAGAUAAGAAGAAGAAAAAGAAGAAGAGCAGGAGAGAGAAUGGCGAGAAUAAUGCUAAUGGAGAAGGCAAUAAUGAGGACAACGAUUAAUCAAGAGAUAAGAACGUGCGCAGACUCAAACUUAAAAGAAAUAGAGACAUUGAGGAAGCUGCCGAAGGUGAGGUCGGUGAAUAGCUAACUCAGCAUAACUAAGAUGAAGAAGAUAUUAUCAGAGAUGAUUAGAAUGAAGAAAAUGCUGAAGCUAACAAAGAAAGUGAAAAUGAGCAGAUGAUAGAUUGA
Molecule: messenger RNA, 3405 nt
Organism: Stylonychia lemnae
Lineage: Eukaryota; Ciliophora; Spirotrichea; Sporadotrichida; Oxytrichidae
Source: the annotation of a GenBank genome assembly